Nematolebias whitei (Rio pearlfish) is the source of this 2307-nucleotide messenger RNA. It is a transcript of the gene qki2, whose product is annotated as QKI, KH domain containing, RNA binding 2. Gene Ontology annotation, biological process: regulation of mRNA splicing, via spliceosome. Gene Ontology annotation, cellular component: nucleus. The record is from RefSeq and is a predicted model, not a curated record. The transcript is spliced from 9 exons. Lineage: Eukaryota; Metazoa; Chordata; Actinopteri; Cyprinodontiformes; Rivulidae. Gene Ontology annotation, molecular function: mRNA binding. The coding region runs from base 405 to 1454 and encodes 349 amino acids.
CCACUCCGUACAGUAAUCAUAUGACAGGGAGCCUCGGUCCCCGCAGCCGAAUACCGACACGCCGCGCGGCCACGAGCGGAGGACGUGAGCUCACGGUGGGCUUGUAGGAGUCCGGCGGACUCGGCUGAAGUGUCAAACAAGUGCCGCGAACUUUUCCAAACUGUGGAGAGCGGAGCAGAGGGGCGGCGGGGCACGUUUGAUGAACCUUGGGGGGGGUCACUAACGGAAGAACCAGCCCCCCGGAGCUGAGAGGACACUUGAACCGCUAGCUUGAGAGGCGGUGAGCGGGUCGCGGCGGGUGGACCCCGGACUCAUCCUUUUUUCUUCUUCUUCUUUUUAUGUUAUUUUUAUAAAGAGGGGGGUGGCGGGAUUUAAGUCUUCCUAUUAGGUGGGUCGCUUGAGCCAUGGUUGGGGAGACAGAGGUGAAGGAGAGACCCAAGUCCAACCCGGACUAUCUAAUGCAGCUAAUGAACGACCGGAAGGUGAUGAGCUCCCUGCCCAACUUCAGCGGCAUCUUCACGCAUCUGGAGCGGCUGCUGGAUGAAGAAAUCGGCCGGGUGCGCAAAGACAUGUACAACGACACCCUGAACGGCGGCAUGUUCAACGGGCGGGACAUGGAGGAGCUUCCCGAAGCCGUUGGUCCCGUGGCUCAGCUGCAGGAGAAGCUCUACGUGCCUGUCAAAGAGUACCCUGAUUUCAACUUUGUAGGAAGGAUCCUGGGCCCACGUGGACUGACGGCCAAACAGCUUGAGGCAGAGACCGGCUGCAAAAUUAUGGUGCGAGGAAAGGGCUCCAUGAGAGAUAAGAAAAAGGAGGAGAUGAACCGAGGGAAGCCCAACUGGGAGCACCUCAGCGAGGACCUCCACGUCCUGAUCACAGUGGAGGACACACACAACCGUGCCAAGAUCAAACUCCAGCGAGCCAUCAAUGAGGUCAAGAAACUUCUCGUGCCCGCUGCCGAGGGGGAGGACAACCUGAAGAAAAUGCAGCUGAUGGAGCUUGCCAUUCUCAAUGGGACCUACAGAGAUGCCAAUGUCAAGACACCCACCGCUGCCUUCCCUCUAGGGACGCCUCAGGCGCCUCGGAUCAUCACAGGCCCGACACCCGUCCUGCCCCAAACCCUGCGAAACCCCGCCCCCGUUUCCACGCCCACCAUCAUGCCUCUGAUCCGUCAGAUCCAGAGCUCCGCCCUCAUGCCAGGAGCUAACCCGCAUCCGGCUCUGGUGCAGCAGGGUCCCGAGUCCGGAAUCAUCUACACGCCUUACGAGUAUCCCUACACGCUCACUCCCUCCAUAUUGGAAUACCCGAUCGACUCAACUGGAGUAUUAGUCCCUUCUCCCUGUGUUUUCGCAGCAGGUGCCAUGACCGCUAAGGUACGACGCCACGACAAGCGAAUCCAUCCUUACCAAAGGGUAGUGACCACAGACAGAGCUGCCACGGCAACUAACCCAUGAACCCCUCCCUCCUCCUCCUUGACCUUCUGACCUUUCCGCCCACUGAUGACCCACCCAUCUCUGCCUGCUGGCGUGCUCAUUGGCCCACGGCUCUGCCAACACGAGACCAGAACAUUGGGAACAAGCCGGCUGCCUCAUAACCAGCCAACCAGACGACAGCCAUCUUGGGAAUAAUCCUCAGGACCCCACCCAACUUUACCAAACGUGCCUUCCUUUUUAAACACCCAAAAUUAGUCUAAGAAUCUUUUCUUGAAAUUACGAUCUGCCACAGCUGCAUGACUUUACUGGGGGGUGGGCCCCCGAACUGGUGCAGGCCCUUUAAACUGAUCCCUGGCUGCGUCAAACUGCCUCUGCGAUGCAAUAAUAACGACUCUAUUAAUAACUUUACUGAUACCGGUGGUACUUAUCAGCACAAAAGCCCUUCAUAAACACUAAACUGUAGAUGUGUUGACAUUUUUUUAAGUAUUUUUCCCUCCUCAGCCAGCGUCUUUUCUUUCCUGAGUGCUUCUAUUUUAGCAGCGUAACAUUUAAACUGGGGUUCACGCGUUAGCACGAUUUCACGUAAGGUAAAAAGUGCCAUUUUGUUUAAGAUUUGCAAUUUUUUUUUAAGUAUCAGUGGGUUCAAUUCUGUUCUUGACAUCUUUCAACUGCUAAAAAAAAAGAAAAGGGCAUUAUUCAGGAAAAUGUCAUUGUAGAACCUUUUGACGUUUAGUAAGAACAAAUAACAAACUGGAAUUUAAAAUGUCAACAUUUCUGGGCUUUUAAAAAAAAUGUUAAAAGCUCCAGAUACUAACAGAUGGAAGGUUGAACUUUCACAACGUUGCCUUUGCCUUUUUCCACACCACAGUGUUGU